AUGAGCCCCUCAAGCAUCCCAACCAGCGCCGACCGCCGCUCCAACAACCGCCCCGCCAAGAAACGCGCCCUCAAUACCCCCAGCACCCAACAAUCCGCCCACCUCGACGCCCUCUUCGCCAACCCGGACCGCCAAAUCAACAUCCCCACCACCACCACCACCAGCACAUCCCUCACCAACAGACCCCUCCCCGUCCCCCCCGAAAUCGUAACAAACGUCCAAGGCUCCUCGGCCGGAGCCGGCAGCGGCGAGUUCCAUGUGUAUAAGGCUAGUCGACGACGGGAGUAUGAGAGGUUGAGAAGGAUGGACGAGGAGGUGGAGAGGGAGGAGGCGGAUAGGGAGUUCGACUUGAAAAGGGAGGAUGCGAGGCGGGUGGAGGAGGAGAAGUUGGGGAGGAAUCGGGCGAGGAGGGAGAAGAUGAAGGCGAGGAAGGUCAAGGCCAGGGGGAGGGUGGAAGGGGAUGGGGUAGAGGGUGAAGGGGUUAGGGAGGAUGUAGAUGAGUUCGAGAAGGGGAUGACUGGGGUGAAGAGGAAACUUGGGCCAAGGAAAGACGUAGGUGUUAACCCGAGUGCAACGGAGACAAUCAAUGGUGCCCGCGACGAGGGCGGAGUCCCAGCUGCUGCAGAGGAAAGCGGCGGUAUCACGAUCCACGAUGAUGAUUGA
This is a messenger RNA of Recurvomyces mirabilis, 663 nucleotides long. RefSeq lists its product as uncharacterized. Bases 1 to 663 code for a protein of 220 amino acids. Gene Ontology annotation, biological process: negative regulation of protein kinase activity. Lineage: Eukaryota; Fungi; Ascomycota; Dothideomycetes; Mycosphaerellales; Teratosphaeriaceae. The record is from RefSeq and is a predicted model, not a curated record. Gene Ontology annotation, cellular component: nucleolus. Gene Ontology annotation, molecular function: protein kinase binding; double-stranded RNA binding; protein kinase inhibitor activity. The transcript is spliced from 2 exons.